AUGAGUAGCGAACGCAUGGAGUUUUUUGUCCGCUGUAUCAGUGUGGUGUGCCUGGCAAGCCAUAUGGUGAGGGCCCAAGGAGAUGAGGAUGCCGUGCAAGGCGCGGGAGAAACAACAACAGAAAUUAUCGACGAGGACUACUUCAAGUUUCCGAGCAUGACGGCUCAGAGCCGGGCCGUUUACGUUGGACUGACCGUACUCGUCAACCACGACUUCGAUAUUGACCUCACGUUCGCCAUGGAUACCAUCAUAAACGAGACAGUUUGUCCAAAUUACUACAACAAUAUGUCGAAAGCAUACGCCGCAUCAGCGCCCACCUCUAGCAUGGAUACUUUCAUAAAUGAACGGGUGCCGAUCGUCUCCGAAGUAAUAGCAUAUAGCUAUUUCUUCCCCGACCUCUUCGUUACUGAGGCUACGACGGUCUCUUACCCAUCUCGAGUUCUACCUCUGAAAUCAACUCGGUAUUUCGAGUACGACUUUUCCGGGAUACCAUGCUAUCCAUUCUACAAGCAGAGGAGAAUCAUGACCCUCUCGUGCUCACUGCAAUUCACCUCAUUCCCCCUUGAUGAACAAAUUUGCAGCAUGACGAUAUCGAACUUCGCUUACAAUGCAGCUGUCAUGAGGCUUUUUUGGAAUAACUCAGAUGGGUCGGAAGAUUGUGUCUCGCUACCGAAGAAAUCUUACGGGAGUCUCUUCGUCAAUCCUGCGAUCAAGCUCUCGGAGUUUUACCUCGAAGUGUCCGAGGGCGCUUACGAGUCCACCGCAACGAUAAACAGGUUCCCCAUUUGCGGACUGAGUCUACAGCUGAUUUUCAAGCGCAAUAUCCUCAACUCGCUACUCGGUGCAAUACUACCAUCGUGUCUCCUGGUGUACGUCUCCUUUGGCGUUUUCCUCAUCCCGAGUGAGGCUCGAACCGAACGUGUCACACUCAGCAUCACGACUUUCCUGACUCUCGUCACUAUCUACAGUUCGACGAGACUAUCGGUUCCUCAGUCUGGACAAAUAACGUACGCCGACAUUUGGAUGAUCGCAUGUCUUGUCACGGUCUUGAUGGUCACGAUGGAAUGCUGUCUGGUUGAACAGUUGAACACGUCCGAAGCGGAUUUCGAAGCACGUCGGAAGAGGAGAGAUCUUGAUCUCAGAGUCAAAGAUGAUCUGUUCCGCUACGUACAAAGAUUCGACCGGGAUAUGCCGACGCAGACCAUACCCGCGAUACGUGGUCAGCCCGAUUACCGGCGCCCUCCGACAAGGAUCCUCCGGGAUAUCGCCGACAAGACCGAUCAGAGAGAUCUUUUUCAGGCUGUGGCGGGAAUUCUAGCUUACAUUCAGAGGGUUGUUCCUUGGUACAGACUACCCUGGACUGCGGACCGCAUCGAGAGAUGGGCAAGGUGGUUGAUAAUAGGAGGCUUCACAUUUUUUUGUCUCUACUUCUGGAUCCAUGUGCUGCUGGCGAAUAAACGAAGCUCAGCAAAAUGA
This is a messenger RNA of Galendromus occidentalis (western predatory mite), 1476 nucleotides long. RefSeq names its product gamma-aminobutyric acid receptor subunit rho-2-like. The transcript has 12 exons. Gene Ontology annotation, molecular function: transmembrane signaling receptor activity; extracellular ligand-gated monoatomic ion channel activity. Gene Ontology annotation, biological process: monoatomic ion transmembrane transport. The record is from RefSeq and is a predicted model, not a curated record. Lineage: Eukaryota; Metazoa; Arthropoda; Arachnida; Mesostigmata; Phytoseiidae. The coding region runs from base 1 to 1476 and encodes 491 amino acids. Gene Ontology annotation, cellular component: membrane.